This is a messenger RNA of Wasmannia auropunctata (little fire ant), 6146 nucleotides long. RefSeq names its product DNA polymerase zeta catalytic subunit-like (gene DNApol-zeta). Gene Ontology annotation, molecular function: DNA-directed DNA polymerase activity; DNA binding; nucleotide binding. Lineage: Eukaryota; Metazoa; Arthropoda; Insecta; Hymenoptera; Formicidae. Gene Ontology annotation, biological process: double-strand break repair via homologous recombination; error-prone translesion synthesis. The transcript is spliced from 22 exons. The record is from RefSeq and is a predicted model, not a curated record. Gene Ontology annotation, cellular component: zeta DNA polymerase complex; nucleus.
UAUCCUUAUCUCGCUUUAAAUGCAGAAAGUGCAGGCGAAACGAACUAACCUAUUCAUGUCCCCCGCCGGCGCCGGCCACCACUGUUUGUUUACAUCGUUCGAACCAGUGUUUCGCACGUGUGUUUCUCACGAGGAUCUGUUCUCCUGCAUCUCAACAUGUUUUCCAUCACUUUGGUAAAUAUCGAUAGUUAUCAGGCAUCCCCGGUACCCGAGCUGGACGUGACGUUCUCAGAGUUCCGUGGCUCCGAGGUGAAAAAGGUACCGGUAAUCAGAGCGUUCGGAUCAACUGCCACAGGCAAGAAGACAUGCCUGCACAUUCACGGUGUCUUUCCGUACAUGUACGUCCCAUGCACUAUUCAGGAGAAUACGGAUAGCUACGCUUAUCAGCUGGCUGCGGCGAUUGAUUCUGCGCUGAAUACAUCUUUCGGCGCCACUUUGUCUACCAACCAACAUGUGUACAAGAUCCAACGGGUAUCGGGAAUACCUUUCUACGGUUAUCACGAGAAAGAACACUUGUUCUUCAAAAUAUAUUUUUAUAAUCCAGCCAUAAUUAAGAGGACGGCGGAGUUGCUGCAGAAUGGUGCUAUUCUCAAUCAAACUCUGCAGCCGUUCGAGGCACACAUUCCAUAUAUUCUGCAAUUUAUGAUGGAUUAUAAUCUCUACGGCAUGAAUUUAAUCAAUUUAAAUAGCGUAAAACACAGACAUUCAUUGCAAGGAUGUGCGACAGACGACAGCCAGAGCAGGUCUUCAAUGAAUUUUUCAGACUCGCCAGUGUACCUGCCAACGUCUAUAACAAGGCAAAGCAUGUGCGAGUUGGAAGUGGACGUGCACGCCUCGGAGAUUCUGAACAGACAAGGUGUCGACGAGAAAUUGGAGCUGAAUCCUGGUCUUGCCGCGAUCUGGGACGAAGAGAAAGCAAGGAGGGCCGAAGUUGGUCUGGAAAGCGUAAAGUCGCAAUUAUUAUAUUCCAAGACACCCAGCAAAGAUGCUUUAUCGCCAACGAGCAAUGAUAUUUAUCAAAAGGAUCAAUUAUUGAAGAGGCUGAACGCUAUAUCACAAACCAACGAGACAAUUACUUCGAACGCGACGGGAUCUUCGUAUCCUGUUGAAGUGGAAGAUAAUGAAGAUGUCUUAAAUGCAUCCUAUAUUGUAGAUCACAGUGAAUCUCUCGUGCCUGAGGAAAGUCUUGAAAGAACAGUUUCUGAAAAUUAUAAACUGUUGCUCUCAGCCUCGUCAGCGUUUUUCGAAGCAGCUCGAAGUCAAAGUAAUGCAACGGAUAGUAGUAUUUUGGAUGCAGAUGAUAUACAACUGGUAGAGAUGCUGGCCGACUUGGCGGAAGGAAAUGAUAUCGCGAGCAAUGUAGACGACGACAGCGUUCUCGGAUCUCAAUAUUCUACGUACAGCGAACCGGCUAAGAAUGAUCCAGAGGAGGAAGAAGAAGAGAUUGAGGAUUUAAAUAUCACAAGUUUAGAUCUAGACCUGAGCUCUUGGGAAUCAACGUACAAUCAGAGGCCCAGUCAACGUGACAGUGCGGCAAAAGUUGUGGAUGAUAAGCGGAAUGCCGAAUCUGCGGAUGAUUCAAACGUUACCGAGGAAAAUUACGGAGAUGUCACACUCGUGAAUUUUCCACAAGUUGACGGAGUCGAUGAUUCAUACGAUAUUAUAUCAGAACACGAGAAAGAGAUAAAUAGUUUAAGUAAAAGAGGUGAUGCAGCGUGUUGCAUGGCAAUUCAGUGCCGUCCCAAAAUAAUAAAUCAUCGGGAUUUGGAUGUUUAUGAUAUAGACGAGUUAGAAACGUUUGAAACUAUGGAACACGUCAAUUAUGUAACGAUUUAUGAGGAAAACAAGUCAGUCACUACUUGCAUCACAAACUGUGUUUCAAUGAACUUUACAAUGACGAGUGUUGAUGGGGCUACGGCCGACGACUCGAGCGACGCUGAAGCUGACGUGACAAUCGUGAGAGAAGAGAAACUCGUAUGCACUUAUAAAUCCGGUGAAAAGAACGUGCCGCAGUGUACAGCUCAGAUCACGCCAAAGAAAAGGAAAUUCGAAGGCGACGAGCACGAGUCGCCUGGUAAACGAAGAAACGUGGACGUGAAGACGCCGAGAAGAAAAUACAAUUCUCCAGGCAGGUCGCCACGGAGUCCAAAAUUGUCGGGAUAUUACUCGCCUCUUCACAUUACCGUUACAUCUCCGAAAUCCAAUAGGAGCCCUGUACGACAGUGCGAAUCUCCGAAAAGAAAUCAGUACGCGUCGACCGAUGAUGGCCCGUCGACUUCCACUACGCCGAAACACAAGACACACCCGUUACGCGUCAGCUUGCUUCGUGAAAAAUUUUUAAACUCGGAUCUAGAAAACGAUGGCACUGAUAAUAAUACUAACAAUGAAACAGAUACUGCCGUAAAAGCUGAUAAAACGACAACGAUUUGCGAAUCACUACAAGAUCCCGAAGAGAGAAUGGAAAAUAAUGAAAAUUUGUUGAUUAAAACGAACAAGGAAGUUCGUAAAAGAUUAUCUUUCUUGGAAGAAGAAGAUGCUUUUGCAAAGUUAAGUCAUAACAUAAGCCAGUCUGAAAGAUCUUUAAUCGCACUUGGGCAUUCGAGUGAUCAAGGACACGUGGAUGCAACCACGCUUGUUCCCGGCGAUGAGAACAACGUACGGAACUUGGCGAAAAAGUCCGCGAAACUUCAUCACGACGACAUCAUUCCCGAAACCGAUCUCGACGAAGACGAGGAGGAUGCGUGCAACAUGACCUUCACCCAGCACCUCAAUCAGAAGAUCGAGAGCGACAGUCAAAGUUCGUCGUUGGAGCGUAGCGCCCGUCGCUCGUCGAACGCGAUAAUCACAAUUACCACGAGGUACAAGCCUCCCAGCCCGCGGAGGAUCCUGGAGAGCAUGACGAUGUACGGCAUUCCGAAAUGUAGAGCGCAAACACCGUUUUUCAGUAAUAAGCUCGAUCUCGCGAAACUGAAGGAAUCCUCGAACACCCACGCCGCAUCGAUGUGCUUCGACGUGCCUGCGUUCAAAUCCAGUCUGGACGACGUCACGAGUAUCAAACUGUAGCGGAGAAUGAAGGUCAACGAAUUCCAUCCGUCCGGGGCGAGUAUAAAGUCACAUCACAUCAAACGAACGCUCGCGGGAUAUAACUCGCUAACGAUUAAACCACUUGUGGAGCCACCGUCUCCUAAGGACGUUAAGGAUUGGAUCAGAGCUAAAGAGUACAUGUCGACAAAAAAUUCCGAUGUCAGGUCGUGCAAGCAAAAGAACAAGAAAGACGCGGUAAAUGCACAAGACGCGCAGCAUCCACAGAUUAAUGCCGAAGAGAUUAAACCUCAAUCGGGAGCAUCAAAUGAUUUAAUCGAUAACGAUUCGAACGUGUAUUCGCCGAUACCUCAACAAAAACUCGCGCUGAGCGGAACGUCCGACGAGUCCAGGAAGUCACAGAAUUCCGAAAAAUCAUUGAUAUCGGAGAGCAGUUUGGCCCCUUCCUUAAAACGAGCACUGGAAAAUCCGUUGCUACAUAAACAGGACAAGACGCAGCUAGGCGUUUCAUACGGUCAAAUCGAAUGCUCAUCCAAAGGGAGCUACGGUAACGUCUCGAACGAGAAUCUGCAGAAAGCUAGAGCAGUAACAGUACAUCAGUACCUGACGUCCUUGGCCCUCGAAGUGCACGUUGUUACCCGGGAAGAUCUGCUCCCCGAUCCGCAGUACGACUCUGUCGCCGCUUUAUUUUACGCGAUUCACAACGACGCCCCGACGGACGCCAAGGAGCAGAUAGAACAUGCCGCCAUAAUUGUAAAUUCUGACUCUGUAAGCGCAAGACUCAACAAGAUCCACUCUGCUAGUGCGAUGUGCCCAAUCCUAUACGUCGCAACGGAACGGGACGCGUUCGACAGCCUUGUGAAAUUGAUCGAGCGACACAAUCCGGACAUUCUACUUGGCUGGGAAGUCGAGGCGCUUUCGUGGGGCUACGUUUUUCAGCGCGCGUUUCACCUUGGCCUCGGCAACUUUCCAAUGAGAAUCUCGAAGGUACCGCACAUGCAGAUGUUUUCCAAAUCCGACGCCCACGCGUUUGAGAAGGACGACGUAGGUGAGGUGAAGGUACCUGGUCGUAACAUCCUCGAUGUCUGGAGGAUCAUGAGACAUGAGGCAGGUGAGACGCUUUCAAUAUCGUUUAAGAUUAAGGUUGUAGGCACUCUCAAGCUUCUGAAUCACUUGGAUAUUAUAGGUCGCACGUGUGAACACGCUCGACUUUUUGGAAUACAAUUUUACGAAGUUUUCUCGCGAGGCUCGCAGUUUCGCGUCGAAUCUAUGAUGCUCAGAUUAGCGAAACCGAUGAACUACAUUCCGAUCUCUCCGUCCGUCCAGCAGAGAGCGAAGAUGCGCGCGCCGGAGUGCCUACCGUUGAUCAUGGAACCCGAAUCUAAAUUUUAUACCGAUCCACUGAUCGUGCUUGAUUUUCAAAGCCUGUAUCCGAGCAUGAUCAUCGCCUACAACUACUGUUUCUCCACCUGUUUGGGGAGAGUCGAACACAUAGGCCAAUACGGGCCGUUCGAGUUUGGUGCAGCAACAUUAAGAACAAGGAAGAGCACGGCGUUGAAGUUGCAGACCAAGAUGAACAUCUCGCCUUGCGGCGUAGCCUUUAUAAAGAAGGAGGUACGUCAGGGAAUACUGCCGCGUAUGCUGUCGGAAAUUUUGAACACGCGUCUGAUGGUGAAGGAGUCUAUGAAGCUACAUCCGGCGGAGAACCGUACGUUGCAGCGCGUCCUUCAUUCUCAGCAGCUGGGCCUCAAGCUGAUCGCGAACGUCACUUACGGCUACACAUCCGCCAACUUUAGCGGUAGAAUGCCAUGUAUCGAGAUAGGCGACAGCGUAGUUAGCAAAGGACGGGAGACAUUGGAACGUGCGAUCAAACUGGUGGAAGCCACGCCAAGAUGGGGCGCACGAGUAGUUUACGGGGAUACUGAUUCCUUAUUCGUACUGUUACCCGAGAAAUCGCGCGAAGAGGCGUUUACCAUCGGCGAGGAGAUCGCGGAUGCCGUCAUUGCGAUCAAUCCCCCGCCCGUGAAGCUUAAAUUUGUGAAAGUUCUCCAUCCAGCUAUUUUGCAAACGAAAAAACGGUAUUGCGGGUACAUGUAUGAAACCCGGGAUCAGGAGAAGCCCGAGUUCCUGGCGAAAGGAAUCGAGACGGUUCGCAGAGAUGGAUGUCCCGCAGUUUCUAAGAUACUCGAGAGAUCCCUUAAAAUUUUGUUCGAGACGAAGGACGUCUCCCAGGUGAAGCAGUACGUGAUCAGGCAGUUCGACAAGAUCUUCACGCGACGCGUGUCCAUCCUGGAUCUGACGUUCGCGAAAGAGUUUCGCGGAAUGCGCGGAUACAAGGCCAACGCUUGCGUGCCCGCGUUGGAGCUGACGCGCCGACUGACCAGGAAGGAUCCCCGCGCCGUGCCGCGCACCAGCGAGCGCGUGCGCUAUGUCAUCGUCGCGGGUGCACCGAAUCAGGCGCUUAUCCAGUGCGUGCGCACGCCGAUGGAAGUCGUCGCCGAUCCAUCAUUAAUUCCAAACUCCGUGUAUUACAUAACGAAAGUCAUCAUACCACCCCUCAAUCGGUGCUUCAAUUUAUUCGGGAUCGACGCCAAUGUGUGGUAUAAAGAAAUCUCCCAUCGUUCCAAUUUCGACCACAUUGCACACUUGGGAGGUGACAAUCCGAAGUCUACGAUUCGCCAGUUCUUCAGUUCCGCGGCGUGCAUCACCUGUGGGGAACAGACCAAUAAAGAGAUUUGUCCAGAUUGCCUUUCGCAACCAAGCCGGACCGUUCUCGUGCUCCUCGAGAAGAUAAAACAGUUGGAAAGGAAUCAUCAGCAGAUUACUGCUAUUUGCCAUUCCUGUAUUGGACGAUUGGGUGACAUAGAAUGCGUGUCUUUGGACUGCCCGGUUUUAUAUCGGCUGGCACAAGCUCGCAAGGAGCUCGCGCAGAUUUCCCACAUUAAUAGUGUUAUUUACGGAAACAAUUCCAGCGGAAUUAAGGAAUUAAAUGCAGUUGCUGAAUGGUAUUAAUUACAUUACUAGUAAAAUGAUUGGGCGGACAAUAUUAAUUUUAUACAGAAUUGAAAGUAACAGUAUUAAAUAUUUGAAAUGUGAAAAAUAUA